UAUCCGCCCUUUGCAGCUAAUCGAACACACACACGCACCGACACAGACACGCUCUCCUGGUCUUGCAAAGGCGCCCAGGCGCGGAGACCUGGCUCUCUCAGUAGAGAGCGCGCGGGGGCGCAGACGCGCACACACAAACACACACGCACAUGAACACACUCACACUCUCUCUCUCACACACACACACACCAGCCUGCGGGUUGGCCAGAGCCUUGCAAUCACAGAUCCCUAGUUGCAAGUAGCCAGAGACACCUAAGCAGGUGUCCACUAAUCACUACUUCCCCCAAGCACUUCGGCGAAGAAACGAACCGCGCCGGGUCGGUCCAUCCAUCCAGAUUUUUGUUCCCUUUUGCUCUCCAGCUUCAUCGUCUUAGUUAAAGCCAGAUCACGGGAGAAAAGGAGCCGGCGGGCUUCCGACUCCGGCGGCGGGCGGGUCAGCCCUGAACCCGCGAAGAGCUCCUCGCUCCUGCCAGCCUGCAGCUCGCCGAGGCAAGAGCUCAACCCGCGACAGACUUUUCCUGUCCCUUUGUGAUUGGGGGUUCUGAAGACCAGGAGAGCAGUGAGUGAUGCAGACUUAACUUCUUCUGUGGCCAACCCAUGGUGUCAUCCAAAGGUAAAUGUUUUUUUGGCUCCUUGGCUACUGACUAAAGAACACAAAAUGAAUAAUUCAACAAACUCCUCUAACAAUGGCCUGGCUCUGACCAGUCCUUAUAAGACAUUUGAAGUGGUAUUUAUUGUCCUUGUGGCUGGAUCCCUCAGCCUGGUGACUAUUAUUGGGAACAUCCUCGUCAUGGUUUCCAUCAAAGUCAACCGCCACCUCCAGACCGUCAACAAUUACUUCUUGUUCAGCCUGGCCUGUGCUGACCUCAUUAUUGGUGUUUUCUCCAUGAACUUGUACACCCUCUACACUGUGAUUGGCUACUGGCCUUUGGGGCCUGUGGUGUGUGACCUUUGGCUAGCUCUGGAUUAUGUGGUCAGCAAUGCCUCCGUGAUGAAUCUGCUCAUCAUCAGCUUUGACAGGUACUUCUGUGUCACCAAGCCACUCACCUACCCCGUCAAGCGAACCACAAAAAUGGCAGGCAUGAUGAUUGCAGCUGCUUGGGUCCUCUCCUUCAUCCUCUGGGCCCCAGCCAUUCUCUUCUGGCAAUUCAUCGUGGGGGUGAGAACUGUCAAGGACGGGGAAUGCUACAUUCAGUUUUUCUCCAAUGCUGCCGUCACCUUUGGCACUGCCAUCGCGGCCUUCUACUUGCCAGUGAUCAUCAUGACCGUGUUAUACUGGCACAUAUCCCGAGCCAGCAAAAGCAGGAUAAAGAAGGACAAGAAGGAACCUGUGGCCAACCAAGAUCCAGUUUCUCCAAGUCUGGUGCAAGGAAGGAUCGUGAAGCCUAACAACACCACCACAGCCUGCAGCGAUGACGGUCUAGAGCACAGCAAGAUCCAGAACGGCAAAGCACCCAGAGAUGCCGUGACUGAAAACUGUGUCCAGGGGGAAGAGAAAGAAAGCUCCAAUGACUCCACCUCAGUCAGUGCGGUCGCUUCUAACAUGAUAUAUGAUGAAAUCACCCAGGAUGAAAACACAAUUUCCACUUCCCUGGGCUAUUCCAAAGAAGAGAACUCAAAGCAAACAUGCAUCAAAGUUGUCACCAAGACCCAAAAAGGAGACUCGUGUACCCCAACUAAUACCGCUGUGGAGCUCGUUGGUUCAUCGGGUCAGAAUGGAGAUGAGAAACAGAAUAUGUUAGCUCGCAAGAUCGUGAAGAUGACCAAGCAACCUGCCAAAAAGAAGCCCCCGCCUUCCCGGGAAAAGAAAGUGACCAGGACGAUCUUGGCUAUUCUGCUGGCUUUCAUCAUCACCUGGGCACCAUACAACGUCAUGGUGCUCAUCAACACCUUCUGUGCACCCUGUAUCCCCAACACAGUGUGGACAAUUGGUUACUGGCUCUGCUACAUCAACAGCACCAUCAACCCUGCCUGCUAUGCACUCUGUAAUGCCACCUUCAAGAAGACCUUUAAACACCUUCUCAUGUGUCAUUACAAGAACAUAGGCGCUACCAGAUAAAACUCUGUAAAGAAGGAAGGCAGUCCAGGGGAGCUGGGAAAGAGAAAAAGGGGUGAAAAGAGCUCCUAGUUUUAAAAUCUGUCAUUGCACUUUAUAGUCUAAUUAUGGGAUGUGCAAUUGAGGAGCCCAGCAGUGACACUGUUAGGGUCCCUAUGCUCCAGUAUAAGAAAUUUGCACCUUAUAAAUACUACUAGGUUAGGAGCCAUGAGAUCAUAAAAGAGACAUACUGGAAUUGUGGAUAUAAGGAAGGAUCUACAUCUUCUACUUUCUUGAAGAAGGGCUUGUGAAUCUACAAUUUUGCUAGUCACAGCACAAGAAGAAUAACCAGCUUCAUUUUUUUUUCUCCAUUAUUUGGUUUCCAUGUAUCCACAUGAAGUUUAAAGGCAACCUUCCUAAGUCAACAUGGAGAUUUAAACAUAAAGAAAUCUACAUGACACAAUGAGAAAGAAAACCGAAAAAUGCUGUAGAAACAAUCUCCAUAGUGUUAAGUAUAUAUUAUUCUUUUGUUGCGGUUUUAUUUGGAAAAUGACAUUAUAAAUGCUAUUUUUUUAGCAAUCCUUUUUUCCAACCAUUAAGAAAGAAAGCGAACAAAAAGACAAACAACCCUUCCACCCUCACCCUAACUAGAACACAUCACCGCUUUUGUCAUGAUGGCACUAUGACAUGAGUUUGUACUUCUCUGUUCCACGUGUGUAAAGAGGAAAUGUGCAGGACUUUCCCUAGAUACAGUCAUGGAAAUGGGCAUUUCACCCUUUGUCCACUUCAUCCUUUGCAUUCCUUGGGAGUAUAAAUGCCUACAAGGAUUGAAUUCACUUUGGAUCCUUUAUGAGAAAUGAUUUGAUUUCUCCUCAAAUAGCCUCUUAUUUUAAUAGGAUAGCCUAACUAAUACGCAAACAUGCUUCAGAAACCAAAGCCAUUUUUGAAAUUAAGGUUUCAUCCAAUUAAGUCAUGGUCAUUCUGAUGUGAGAAAGUUUACUGAGGCCAGAUGAAUUCUGAAAUAAGGAAACAAAAGGUUGAAAGGGCAUUUUGUUUCAACCUGAACCUACCUGACCCAUGUAUAAAAUGCUAACUUGUAAAACAUGAACUCUUGGCCUUUGUCAGCAGAAAGAAGAUGUUGCUUUAUUCAUUAGGAAUCCUAAAUAGGAUUUCCAUACUCACAUGGCACCAGUGACUUCUGGGUCAGCCUCAAGAGAUUAAGACCAUCUCUUCAAUGCCUGCUAAAGUAUAAUAUUCAAUUUAGAGUCCUCUGAGAUUGUUUAUAACCAUCCUAUGAUGCUGUGGAGGGGGAAAAGGAUUAAUUCAAAUUUACUGAAAACACAUGUUGUGUAUUCCUCAAAUUGUCAAUUUCCCCUAAGCUUUUUAACUCUAACAUUCUACCAAGAGAAGUCUAGCAAACUUCCUGAUGGAAAUGUAGUAGAUAACUAAACACAGGCCAUCUGAGCUUCGAUGAAUCUAAAAGAAUAAUUUAGGUGAUUGUGCCUUUGUCAUUUUUUACCAUUUCUCUAGUCCUAGCCCAUGAAAAUUAAAUCCAUAACACACACUGUUAUCCAAUAGUGGCUUUAUAAAGAAUUUUGUCAUGUUUAGUGUUUUUAUUUGUUAUCACAACGAAACUUGAACUACAUUGAUUCACAUUUAAAAUUAAUUCUUUUCACCUCAGCUUUUUUUUUCCAUAUUUAUUAUAGCUCUCCAAACAGAUUGUCUAAAGAUGACCCAAUCGAUAGAAAUCAAGAUUAUAAAAGUAUUUCCAAAUUUCCAUAUUUUGCAUUUUAGGUUUAUGGGCUUUAUGACAUCUUGCCAGUAUGACAUCGUGCCGGUAACAUCAAUAUGAAUUGCAUGAUGAUUUGUCAGUAUGAUGUCUUUAGGCCAUUGUGUGUGACUUGCUCCAUUUUGAGAUUUUUUUUAAAAAAGCACAAGGUAAGCAACAACAGAAAAAAACAGUAAGAAGCAAAUUGCCAACAGUAUUUGUGUUUCAUUUAUCCUUUAUUAAACUAUCUUCUUGCCCAAAUAACUUCAGUGCUUUUCCCACCCAAAUCUUCUAUGUAUACACAUAUAGCACCUGUUUAUAUAGAUUCCUUUACUCUACAGGUGCACCGAUGUAAACUUUACAUCUUAACUCCAUAUUUAUUUUUCUUCUUUGAAUCAAUGAAUAAAUCAAGUGAGAUGAAUAUCAAGUCAAUGGGCUGCUUGGUUUCCUGUAAACAAUAUAACUGGCCAGCUGGAUAUUUCACAUAUUAGCUUGUCGUACUGUAAGGAUGUAAAUUCAGCUUUAGUUAAGAAGAAUUCCUUAAUUUCAAAGAUUUAGAUUCUGGAUUUGAAUGUUUUUUUUUGGUCUUCUGUAACAAAUCAACACUUCAUCAGUCAAACUGUUUCUUCUCUCUACAACCAAUGCAUUGUCUUCUUCAUUUCCCUCAAUCUUUGCCAUUGUCACUAUGCUCUUUUUGAAAAAGAAACCAAAUAUUAAAGAAAGGAAUUAAAAGAUCGACACAUCAUCUAAGUUUGUCAACUCAAAUCAAAAAAUGGGAAGGAAAGAAUACUGAAAAUCAUAAAUGAUUAGAAAGAUAUGGAGACUGUAUUUAAAGAUCUCUGUUCACUACAGCUGGGAUUGUCUGUUUUGGUGACUCUCAACCAGGAACAGUUUUGCUCCCCAAGAGAUGUCGAACACUAUGUGAAGGAAUUUUUGAUUGUCACAACUCUGUUCCAGGAAGACACAUUGGCACAUGGUGACUGGAAGGAUUUGGUUCAAAAUGUCAGUAGUGCCAAAGUUGAGAAAUCUUGAUGUAUUUUAAGGGAUUCUAGAGUUAGCAUCAUUUAACUGGGAAAAGAAUCUUGUAUCACUAUUAGAAUAUCAAUGCAAAUUAUUCAUCUGUUUAAAAAGAUAAAGUUCACCAACUGUGUAUCAGAAACACAGUAAUUCAUAGAGCCCAGUGUAUUCAGAAAUCAUAAGAGUGAAAACACAGCCACAUCUACAUACCCAAAAUGAUGAGACCACUCACUCUAGCACAAUGAUUCUAACAUCUUAAUGUGCAGUUAAUAUCACUACUGAGUCCAGUCAACUGAGAUGAAGUAGUUAUCCAUUAAAAUGACAGUUGAUAGUUAGUUCUAUCGCAGCUGCCAUUUUUCCUUUAAAGUCAUGAAGAGUUUCUUACAGAAACAAUGUCUCAUCUCUUUGAUGGUCACUGGGAAGAUAGCAUCCAUCAAAUAUUUUUCUCCUCAUAGCAAUAAUGUAAAUAUACCAGAGUGGUCUUAGAAGAAGAGGAGACGAAGAAUGUGGGGAGGGAGAAACAGUUUAAUUUCUUGAAAAAAGAAAUGGCAGCACUUUUACAAUUCAUUGUUCAUUUAAUUCCAGCUCCCAGUGUUGGGAAAAGUCAUCCAUAUAAUAAUUAACAUGAGGUAAAUACUCCAGUUUGAUUGUAGAAGCUGGAGAUCCCAGAGAUCCUGUUGUUUAUCUAUUCAAGCUUUUUUUGAUCCUAAAGAGGAAAAAUGGGCAUUCAAAUGAUAGCAAAAUAAACUAAGAAAUGACACAUAAUUUUAUGUUCUCCUUAGUUCAUUGAUAGCUGCCUUCUCCCAGUUGAAUAAUAUCCCUUUCAACAACCACAGCAGUGUUGUUGCAAUAGAUUAGGGAAGCACCCAAAGCUGGAUGAAUUGUGCAAAGUGUAUUUGCAGCAUGUAUAUACCAUGCCAUGCCUCUUCAAUAUGCUUCUCUUAAAAGGGUGCACGCAGCAGCAUGAACUGUGUGCAUAUUAAGUGUAUCUCCUGGAAUAUGCUGUAUGCUUAAUAUACAUAUCCUAUAAAUAAAGUAAUGAACUGUAUAAUAGAAAUACAUAUUUCU
Messenger RNA from Condylura cristata (star-nosed mole), 5888 nucleotides. It is a transcript of the gene CHRM2, whose product is annotated as cholinergic receptor, muscarinic 2. Gene Ontology annotation, molecular function: G protein-coupled serotonin receptor activity; G protein-coupled acetylcholine receptor activity. Gene Ontology annotation, biological process: regulation of heart contraction; regulation of smooth muscle contraction; chemical synaptic transmission. The transcript has 4 exons. The record is from RefSeq and is a predicted model, not a curated record. Bases 659 to 2059 code for a protein of 466 amino acids. Lineage: Eukaryota; Metazoa; Chordata; Mammalia; Eulipotyphla; Talpidae. Gene Ontology annotation, cellular component: plasma membrane; synapse; dendrite.